AUGGGAGGUGAAUGGAUCGUUGAAAUUGAAAGGGCGCUGGGAUGCGUGGAUCUAGAUAUAGUAAAGACGGGCAGUAUUUGCAGGGUUCCAAACAAAAUUCGAGAAGCCGAAGCUGAAGCCCAAGACAAAGACAAAGACAAAGGCUACUGUUACAGGCCUCGGUUUGUGGCCAUGGGAACCAUCCACAGGGCCACCAGCAGAAGCGACCUGCAAAUCAUGGAAGUGACCAAAUGGCGCUACAUGAAGUCGCUUCUUUCGCGUUCAGGGUCAAGGGGCGAGGAUAUGAAGAAGACCCUUAAAGAUUGCUGCAAGGCCAUUAAAACCAUAGAGGGCCAAAUUCGGGCAAGCUAUGUGGAGAAAAUAGACAUGGGAGCAGAGGAGUUUGCCAGAGUCAUGUUACUUGAUGCCUGCUAUCUCUUCGAGCUUCUGCUGAGGCUCAAAGAGAAUAGGACUGAUGAUCCUCCCAUGGAUAACAAGGAGAAGAUGUUGCGUCUUCUCACUGAUCUCACGCUGCUCGAGAACCAAAUCCCUUUCCUCCUCCUCACAAUUUUGCACGAGCGACUUUUCACUGCUCAGCAACACAAGUCUGUACCUUCUCCCCAACAACUUGCCGAGUCACUCUUUGAAUGCAACCUUGCCGGAGGUGCUCAUUUCCUUCACCUCAUCCACUCGUGCUCCCCUGAUACCUAUGAAAACAAAAAGGAACGCGGGAAGCAUCCGCAACUGCAGCGCUGCGCUAGAAAGCUUCAGGCUUUUGGAAUCAGAAUAAUCGGCAAGGCUUCCGAAACUAAGUAUUCUGACGGCAAUAAGGAAUCAGAUAUUGUGACUGCUGCACUCAGGGAAUUCGUGGACAAGUUCAAUUUCGAAAUAACAUUUGAAGGAGGAAAACUGGAAAUCCCAACGCUGCACAUAAAAGAAGCGACAGAAGUGAAAUGGAGGAAUUUGAUUGCUUGGGAGCAAAUCGGUUUGACUGGAAUCGGCUACAAAUUCACCUCCUACGCUUACUUUUUCAAAGGUUUGGUGUGUUCUCUUGACGAUCUCAAGCUGCUUAAACACAAAGGAGUCAUCACGGUGCAUAACGAGGCCAUCAACGACGAGGAUUUGGUGAAAAUGUUCCAAAGCAUCACAAACGGCGCGGAACAAAUGGAUUCCAGAUACAGGACAAUAUGUGAGGGAUUGAACAAUGCCGAGGUGAAAGGUGUGGCGGGACGUCGCGUCCUCGUUUUCACAAUGUCGUGGCAUUAUUUGCGGUAUUUUGUGGAAGGAUCAAAAUUCUGGCUCUUCAGGCUCGCAUAUAUCUAUUUGGGCACUGCAUGGAGGAUCGCCGGAGUUUUUUCCGGUAUAGCCCUGUUUGGUCUUACUAUUACGCAGACCGUUUAUUCAAUACGGGCUGUAGAGUGA
Neltuma alba is the source of this 1401-nucleotide messenger RNA. RefSeq names its product UPF0481 protein At3g47200-like. Bases 1 to 1401 code for a protein of 466 amino acids. Lineage: Eukaryota; Viridiplantae; Streptophyta; Magnoliopsida; Fabales; Fabaceae. The transcript has 2 exons. The record is from RefSeq and is a predicted model, not a curated record.